Molecule: messenger RNA, 1359 nt
Organism: Helianthus annuus (common sunflower)
Lineage: Eukaryota; Viridiplantae; Streptophyta; Magnoliopsida; Asterales; Asteraceae
Product: protein CROWDED NUCLEI 2-like
Exons: 4
Coding region: 1-1359 (452 amino acids)
Source: RefSeq, a predicted model, not a curated record
AUGGUGAUGAUUAUGUUGAAAUCACUGGGUUUAAAGCAGCUACACCUCCACCACCACAACCACCACCACAAGAUCAACCCAUUCUUGAAGCUCCUGAAUCCUCAAGAUCAAAGAAUAAAGAUUUUUCUAAUCUAUUUGGAGAUCUUCCUCAUGCUACUGGUGAAAGAGCUACAGAAGAAAGUUGGUGAAUUAGAGAAAGAAAAACCCAAAGCUGAAGCUGAGCGUGAUAUGUUAAAGAAGCAGGUUGAGGAAUUGUCGAAAGUUAAUGAAGAAAUAAAGACUGUCAUGAUAAAGCAACAGGAAAAGUUAAAGAAAUUGGAAGAUGGUGUUCAUGACAAUUCACAACUGUUUGAGAUUCUUUCAGCAGAAAAUGUUGAAAUGCGUCAGAAAAUGAAGAAUCUUCAUGACAUAAAUCAAACUUUAAAUCAGCUAUUAAGCGAAAUCAAUGAAGCAUCGUCAAAUGAAAUGAAAGCGAUGAAGCUUGAAAUGGAGGCAAUGAAGGCUGACAAAGUAGUGAAGGAUGAACAGCUCAAUAUGUUAUACACUGUUAUGGAAAGUCAUCGGAACAUUGACGUUCAUGCUGCUUUUAACAACAUUGAAGUCAAAAGAGCCGAAGAGUGUAGGAUUGAAAGAGAAAGAGAGUUGGCUCAAGAAGCAACUCAAAGAAGAAAAGGGUUGGUAGUUGAUACAGAAGAAACUCUUGGGUCUUCAAGUCAACCUGAAGCAGGUGGUUCUUCAAGCCAAGUUGACGUAGAGAUGGUUGAUGCUGAAGUAGAUCCUAAGGGAUUUGUGCUUGUAGAAGGUGAUGAUGAUGAUGAUAAUGAUCAAGGUUCAUCUGGGUUGUUGAUUGUGAAUCCGUCUGUGCAACAAAAGAUUGAAGAUUUUCUGAACGAUGAGAUCAAUGAACAAGAAGAUGAUCAACAUCAAGAAGCUUCUACAUCAGGAAAGCAACACGUCGACCAGUUUGAUAUUGAAGACGAGAUACCUCCGUCACCAGAAAGAGAAUAUGAAUUCAAGUAUUCCCAAGAAGCAGAUAAGUAUGAUGAGGUGAUUGUUGAAGAAGCGUCUGAUUCAUCUGAUGAAGAAACAGAUUUUCAUUACUCUGGUAUUGAUGAAACGUUUCUUUCACUCGCUGAAAUGUUCAAAUAUCAAAAAGAAGAUGAGAUCAGAAGAAAGAUUGUUGAAAAGAUUACAACUGAAGGUGUGCCAAAGACCAUUCCAAGAGAAAAUCUUUCAGAGGAGAGAAAGAAAUGGUUUAAAGUAAUGCCAAAGGAAAGAAAGUAUAUAAGGCCGCUUCAAUACUAUACGCAUGAUGCCAAUGUGACAACUCUCACAAUUCCAGAUAUCCGUAUGAAUUAA